GUGGAAACGAAACUCUAAUGUACAUAAAUAGGAGGAGAGAGAGAAACAGAAAUUAAACACUAAAGAGAAGAAUCCAGAACGGAUACCUACAACAAGCUGUUCCGUCCAUCCUCUAAUUUAACAGCUGACACAGUCACAAUGACUACACCCGUGAACAUCUCUCGCCACCUUCAGUGCCCCAUCUGCAAAAACCUGCUAGCAGAUCCGGUCUCAACCAUCUGUGGACACACCUUCUGCAAGGGCUGUCUGGACAAGCACAUCAACUGGUCCGAGCCGCAGUGCCCUCUCUGCCAGGAGCUGGUGACCACCAAACCCUCCGUGAACGAAGCGAUCGAAGCCCUCCUGCGAGAGUUUCACCAGACUCAGCUACCCAACCUAGACCUCUUCUGUGGAGAAAGAGAUGCGAUUCCAUGUGACGUCUGUGAUGAACACCUCACGUUUAAAGCCGUGAAGUCCUGUCUGAUCUGUUCACUCUCCUUCUGUGAUGAGCACCUGAAGCCUCACCAGUCUAUGCCGAGAUUCAAGGGCCACAAGCUGGUGAAGCCUGUAGAGAAGCUGGAUCAGAGAGCAUGCAAUACACACGGCAGACCUCUGGAGCUCUACAGCAGAUGUGAGGAGCGCUGCAUCUGCACCUUGUGUGUGAAGACGGAUGGAGACGUGAUACCCGUGGAGGCCGAGCGAGGCAGGAGACAGGCCGUGCAGCAAAACACCAUUGAGAUGAUGGAAAAGAUGAUCAAUCAGAGGGAAGACAAACUUAAGGAGCUUAAGGAAUCAGCUGCAAAAUACCAGACUCUACUAGAGAAAGAGCAGCAGGAGAUACAGAAGGUGUUUGCUGCACUGAUGGAGACGCUGAUGGAAACAGAGAGGGUACUGCUCAAUCCUCUGGAGGAAGGAAGAAGGUGUUUGGAGAAAGAGAUGGAUGAGAAGACACAACAAAUACAAAUAUACAUCCUCAAGUACAAGGAGAUCAUCAACUCUUUGCAUCACACUAAGAGUGAGGAAGAUGACAUCCUCUUUAUCCAGUCUUACCCGGCUGUGCCAGCUGAGUUCACAGAUGACUGGACCGUUUCCAUUGACACAGAGUUAAACUUUGGCACAAUGAGAAACGCAAAGACAGCCUUCAUGGCAGCAAUUGAGACACAUCUGGAGAAACUCUGCACUGUCGAAAUUAGAAGGAUCCACAGCUUCUCAGUGAACGUGACUCUGGACGCAGAAACGGCACAUCCAAACUUACAGGUGUCCACAGACAGUAAAGAGGUGCGAGACACCGGAGAGAGUAAAGUCAUCCCAGGCAGCCCGCAACAGUUCGACCUGGUCGGAGGGAUCCUGGGAAAACCAUGCAUCAUGUCGGGAAGAGCUUUCUGGGUCGUGGAGGUGGGGAAUAAGGUGGGCUGGGAGCUGGGGGUGAUGAGGGAUGGAGCGAACCGGAAGGGAAAAGUGUCCUACAAAACCAGUGAGGGUUACUGGGCAAUCGUGCUCUGCGGUCAAAGCAUGUAUGGAGCUUUGGAAGACCCUCCCGUCCAGCUUCAGCUCUCCUCCAAACCCCGGAAGCUAGGAGUUUUUGUGGACUGUGAGGAGGCUCUGGUCUCCUUUUAUGAUAUGGAGGCUCUGUUACAUAUUUAUACGUUCAAUAAGUGCAGCUUUAAUGGAGCCAUCUGCCCAUACUUCAAUCCUCAUCCCAACAAAGACGGAACCAACUCAAACCCAUUGGUUAUUUGUCCUGUCAAUCAAACUGACAUCUCUGUGUGAAAGUGAGGCCUAGUUUUGAGAUUUUGAAACUAUGAGGUAUCUGAAUAAUAAUAUUUGUUGACAUGAUCAUCUUUCAUUUGUAAUUUUAUUUUAUUUUUUUUGUAUGAUAUCCUUACAUUGUAUUGUACAUUGUACUGAUUUAGAAAUGUUACAUUGUACUGGAGAUAUUUAUUGAGCAUUUAAUACACACA
Messenger RNA from Carassius gibelio (silver crucian carp), 1940 nucleotides. RefSeq names its product nuclear factor 7, brain. The coding region runs from base 139 to 1749 and encodes 536 amino acids. NCBI's taxonomy places the organism in Eukaryota, Metazoa, Chordata, Actinopteri, Cypriniformes, Cyprinidae. The transcript has 7 exons. The record is from RefSeq and is a predicted model, not a curated record. Gene Ontology annotation, molecular function: protein binding; metal ion binding.